Molecule: messenger RNA, 1437 nt
Organism: Alternaria infectoria
Lineage: Eukaryota; Fungi; Ascomycota; Dothideomycetes; Pleosporales; Pleosporaceae
Exons: 5
Coding region: 1-1437 (478 amino acids)
Cellular component (GO): peroxisomal membrane
Source: RefSeq, a predicted model, not a curated record
AUGGAUAGAUUACACGCCCUCGAAGCUGCGCUCGACAGGAUUGUGCUAGACCCAAAGUACCAUGAUAUCCUCACACUGGUAAAAGGUGUAAGGAAUGGCAUUGUGUACGGAAGUAAAGUGCGCUUUCCGCAUGCGCUUGUAAUGAUCUUCCUCUUCAGAUCUGGAAGUUUCCGAUCGAAAUGCUUGCUCGUCUACAAAGCGACCCGCCAACACGCCCGUAACCUCGGCCUCUUCGCCCUCGUCUACAAAUCCUGCAUGAUCUUCCUCCGACACGCGUCCCCGACCGGCAAAGAGCGACACUACGAUUCCUUCCUCGCCGGCCUUCUAGGCGGCUACACCGUCUUUGGUCGCACAAUUCACAAUUCCGUGUCUCAGCAAAUCGUCAUAUACGUAGCUGCACGCGUAUUGUUAGCGCUGGCAAAGCUGGCAGUACAACCACGACAGGUCGGAGGCGGAGCUAGUGGACAAGGAGUUCAAGGAGGAGGUGGUGGAUGGGAGCUGUUCGGUAAUGGCGAGAUGAGGAGAACGAUGGCGAAGAACGGAUGGCCGGUUUUUGCCAGUCUGAGUUGGGCGAUGGUUAUGUAUAUUUUCAGGUGGCAUCCUGAGGCUGUGCAGAGCAGUUUGAGGAGCAGUAUGAGUUAUAUGUGGGUAUCUCUUGAAGCUGAAAGCAUAUGGGAUUACGCUAACGUGUGGACAGUUAUGUUCAGUCGGACGAUUGGAACUCGUUACGGACAUUACUUUGGCAUAACAAAUGAGCAAAGUGGAGAGGAAGGGCAUCGAGAAAGACUGCUCGAUCUUCUUACUGGCGCCACGAUGUACGACCACGAUGAUCCGAACGACCCCUCCCACCAGCCGGCUCUAGAUAGCCCAUCCUCUGAUAGACCGCCCCAAUUCAAAUGGAGAAAUUGUGGCUACGACUGCGGAGAAGGGUGCGAGAAGGCCAGCGACGACGAAGGUGGCGGAGUGAGCGACGACGAGACAGCCGUUGAUGCAGACGAAGAACCGUACUUGAUGACGGCGUCCCACGAUGAGGAUAUCAGAGUUUUCCAAGAUGCAGACGAUGCCACGACACACUCUUCAGACCUAAACCCCACAGAUACGGUCCAAGACUGUGCCGCCAUGUCCGACAGCAUGGUCGUCGAACCCUGUGCCACAAUCGACCACAGUCCAGUAGCAUCUGCCGGCGGCAGCGCUCGAAGCCGAUCACCCGACCCGGGUGUUCUUUAUUGGGUUGCCCACAGCAUGCCGGUUGCCACGCCGUUGCCUAUUGAGUACUUUUUUCUGCAGUCGCCGCUGCGUCUCAGCCCCCAGUACGAGCAUUGCCGCGGAGACCCAGCGAGUCACCUUGUCAUGCCGGAUCGCUCGCCCCUCUGGUAUCUGGUGGAGCAGUCGUGGAACGGGUAUUCGCCGGCUUAUGGAUACAUCUCGCCGCCAUAG